Molecule: messenger RNA, 4207 nt
Organism: Candoia aspera
Lineage: Eukaryota; Metazoa; Chordata; Lepidosauria; Squamata; Candoiidae
Gene: SOX5
Product: SRY-box transcription factor 5
Exons: 14
Coding region: 1-2178 (725 amino acids)
Biological process (GO): positive regulation of chondrocyte differentiation; cell fate commitment; regulation of transcription by RNA polymerase II
Cellular component (GO): nucleus
Molecular function (GO): DNA-binding transcription factor activity, RNA polymerase II-specific; RNA polymerase II cis-regulatory region sequence-specific DNA binding
Source: RefSeq, a predicted model, not a curated record
AUGUCUUCCAAGCAACCAGCUUCUCCUUAUGGGGAAGCAGAUGGAGAGGUCGCCAUGGUGACAGGCAGACAGAAAGUGGAAGAGGAGGAGAGUGGCGGUCUCCCAGCCUUUCACCUUCCUUUGCAUGAAGUCGAUGGCAAUAAAGUGAUGUCUUCAUUUGCCCCACACAACUCAUCUACCUCCCCCUCGAAGGCCGACGAAGGUGGGCGUCAAAGUGGAGAAUCAUUUUCCAGCACAGCGCUGGGAACUCCUGAACGGCGUAAAGGUAGCUUAGCAGAUGUUGUAGACACUCUCAAACAGAGGAAGAUGGAGGAGAUGAUCAAGAACGAGCCUGAAGAAACCCCCAGUAUUGAAAAGCUACUAUCAAAAGAUUGGAAAGACAAGCUCCUUGCCAUGGGAUCAGGGAACUUUGGAGAAAUAAAAGGGACUCCAGAGAGCCUAGCUGAGAAAGAGAGGCAGCUUAUGGGCAUGAUCAAUCAGCUGACCAGUCUGCGGGAGCAGCUGCUUGCGGCUCACGACGAGCAGAAGAAAUUGGCGGCCUCGCAAAUUGAGAAGCAACGCCAGCAAAUGGAGCUGGCCAAGCAGCAGCAAGAACAGAUUGCAAGACAGCAGCAGCAACUUCUGCAGCAACAACACAAAAUCAACCUGCUUCAACAACAGAUCCAGGUUCAAGGUCAGCUACCACCAUUAAUGAUACCCGUAUUCCCUCCAGACCAGCGAACUCUAGCAGCAGCAGCCCAGCAAGGAUUCCUCCUCCCGCCUGGCUUCAGCUACAAGGCAGGCUGCAGUGACCCUUACCCCGUUCAGCUGAUCCCAACAACGAUGGCAGCUGCUGCUGCAGCAACCCCAGGUGUAGGCCCACUGCAACUGCAGCAAUUAUACGCUGCCCAGCUUGCAGCCAUGCAAGUAUCUCCUGGUGGAAAAAUAUCCGGCAUUCCCCAAAGCAACGUUGGUGCAGCAGUAUCACCCACCAACAUUCACGCUGACAAGAUCGCAACCAGCCCACCACCCAAAAGCAAGGACGACGUGGCCCAGCCGUUGAAUCUCUCAGCAAAGCCCAAGACAAAUGACAGCAAGUCUCCCGCGUUACCCACUUCUCCUCACAUGCCACCACUGAGAAUAAACAGUGGGUGCAGCUCGCUGAAAUCUUCAGGGCCAGCAACGUUAGCUAGUCCAUCCGCCAGAGUCAACACAAUAGAUAUCCUUUCCUCCAUCACAUCAUCAGGUUACUUAAAUGAUCACGAUGCUGUUACCAAGGCAAUCCAGGAGGCCCGGCAGAUGAAAGAACAGCUACGGCGAGAACAACAGGUGCUGGAUGGAAAAGUUGCCGUUGCAAACAAUUUAGGUUUAAACAACUGCAGGACAGAUAAGGACAAAACAACACUGGAGAACCUGACUCAACAGUUGGCAGUCAAACAGAAUGAAGACGGGAAAUUUAGCCACGCGAUGAUAGAUUUCAACAUGAGCGGAGACUCUGACGGAAGUGCAGGGGUCUCAGAAUCUCGGAUUUACCGAGAAUCCAGAGGGCGUGGGAACAAUGAGCCUCAUAUCAAGCGUCCAAUGAAUGCCUUCAUGGUGUGGGCAAAAGAUGAACGACGGAAGAUUCUGCAGGCUUUCCCUGAUAUGCACAACUCCAACAUCAGCAAAAUAUUGGGGUCUCGUUGGAAAGCUAUGACGAACCUUGAAAAACAACCAUACUAUGAGGAGCAGGCUCGUCUCAGCAAGCAGCACCUGGAGAAGUACCCUGACUACAAGUACAAGCCCAGGCCAAAGAGGACAUGCUUAGUCGAUGGCAAGAAGUUACGGAUUGGCGAAUAUAAGGCAAUCAUGCGGAAUCGGCGUCAAGAGAUGAGGCAGUAUUUCAAUGUGGGACAGCAAGCACAGAUUCCUAUUGCAACAGCUGGUGUCGUCUACCCAGGAGCAAUUGCCAUGACAGGAAUGUCCUCCCCACAUCUUCCCUCAGAGCAUUCAAGUGUAUCUAGUAGCCCAGAGCCUGGGAUGCCCAUUAUCCAGAGCACUUACGGCAUCAAAAGUGAGGAGACUUCCCAUGUCAAAGAGGAGAUUCAGACCGAGGACAUCAAUGGUGAAAUGUAUGAAGAUGAUGAGGAUGAAGACGAUGACCCCGAUGUGGACUACGGCAGUGAUAGUGAAAACCACAUUGCAGGGCAAGCCAACUGAUAAGGGGUUCCCAUUCUUGGUUUUGACCUUGGAGGACUUUAACGGAGAGCCCCGUCUGGUUUCUUACCCAGUGGCCAAGCACAUGAACUUAAUCCUCAUACACUGACUGUUACUUAAAACUCUUUAGUCUUAACUAGUUGGGACAUCAGCUGAUCAUCAGAUAUCAGCCUGCAUUGAAAACUUCGGAAAAGCAAGAAAGAAAUUCUAAAAAAAGACAAAGGCUCAGAGGAAGAAACCCUAUCAAGGAAGUCAGUGAUGACAAAGAAAAAAAGGACAAAAAUAAGCUAUGGGUAACAUAAUGCCAGUAAUUCAGCUGCUAUACCCAAGCACUGAAGUCUUACCCGUUUGACCUUUUAUUAUUUUUUUUUCAAAUAAACUUUAUGGCUAUUUGUUCUAUAAUGUUCUAGAAAAUUCUCACUCAGGUACACAGUGCCAACAAGUGGCUUGUGAAUGUGUUCUGUUGUUUUGUGUACAAUUUAAAGAAAAAUUAAGAUUUUAGGGUGGGGUUGGGAGAGAUAAUGCAUCCAAUGAAGGGGGUAAGAAAUGAUACAAUUCUUUUAAUUUCUCCCUCUCCCCGCCCCCAUUUUUCCACCACCUUUUCUUCCACCCUUCCAGAAUUAGACUUGAAAGCACGUUAUGCAUCUGGCUGGAAUGCAGGGACCAAGCCAGGUUGGACCCAUAAAGAAUUUGAGUCAUAGUUGCUCAGCAGCAGGGAAGAGAUCCUAAGGAUUAUUAUGUGGGAGAAUCAACAUGCUGGAGAUCAAACAUUUAGGACCUGCUGAGAGCCUUUGGUGUCUUAUACCAGUGCCAAUGGGAUACUGUGCAGGAUGCAAUAAAUGUUUGCAUUAGUUAUAUCAUUUACAGUCCAGACCUUUGAUCUUAUGAAAGUACCUUAUUGUCAGGUCAGGCCACCCAUCCUUUUAGAACAGGAAUGGACCCUCAGUCUACUUUCAGAGCUCCUGAAUCCAGUACUAAGAAUGGCCUGCCCGUUGCCUAGAGCUCUCGGCAUGAGACAAGACAAGGAGGUAUCAAAAAAAAUGGGUAGUAACUACUUUGGGCUCUGGCCCUACCUGUUGCCAGCAGUGUGGCCCUCCUAGCUGAUUACUCCUGAGGGAAUGUAGCUCUUGACAGAACAAAGAUUGCCCAGUCCUCAUCUAGACCUUUGUAUCUUGGUCUAGUAGACAGUGGGUUCUCAACCUCUCCAAAAUUCUGAUUGUCAGCCCUUUUGCAAAUAAAGUUUAUGGUCCAGGGUCUUUUCAAAGAGAAAGACAUAAAUUAAUCAUCCAAAAUGCAAUCAGUUGGCUAUAUAUCUGUCCUUCCUUAUUGUUCUAUCCACAUCCUUCGAAGGGUCCUUCAAGUCAUCAGGUCCCAAAAUCAGGAUUUCCUAGCCUCUUCCCACUCUGAUCUCUCCUCAGCCUUGAGCAUUUACUGAGCAAAUUCUACUACAUUGGCUGCAGUUAGACAUGAUAUGUAUCUCUGUUGUAGCCACCCCAACCCACUGGCCAACCAGCCCCUUCCUUUCUAGGCAGGUCCUACAUUCACCCUUUCACCAAUUGCACACCAGACCAAGUUUGGAGCAAGUGCCAAAUCUGUACUAAUGUGAGAAAUUAUUUCCAUUUCAUGUUUUCUUUUCUCAUUGGUUGUCUUGAUUUUCUUUCUUUCAUAUUGUCUUCAGUCUUAAAUUAGGGCAGUAUUGUAUCUUAGACAAUCCCUUGAAGAAGUCCACUGCCAGCAGCUGGUAAGGUUAGUUAUUGUUGCUUUUUUUUAAUGUAUUUGAAUGGAAACUGUAGGAGCCAUUCUCAAGUGAAUCAAAGAGAGAACGAGGUGUGUGUGUGUGUGCAAUGACUUUGGAUUUGUGUGUGUGUAUGUGCAUGUAUUGUGUGUCAAUGGUACUAAUAAGGGAAAAAAAGAGACAAUUGUGAGAGGGAAAUUGAGUAACUGGAUUGUAUUCCCAAAAAGUCUGAGUCUGUAUGGCAUUGUAAUUUACUCUGCAAAUAGCUAGGUAUAGAAACAUAGAUUUUUACAGAAG